Nannospalax galili (Upper Galilee mountains blind mole rat) is the source of this 3311-nucleotide messenger RNA. RefSeq names its product adaptor related protein complex 3 subunit beta 1 (gene Ap3b1). The record is from RefSeq and is a predicted model, not a curated record. Gene Ontology annotation, cellular component: membrane coat; clathrin adaptor complex; AP-3 adaptor complex. Gene Ontology annotation, biological process: anterograde synaptic vesicle transport; intracellular protein transport; vesicle-mediated transport. Lineage: Eukaryota; Metazoa; Chordata; Mammalia; Rodentia; Spalacidae.
GGCCGCCAGGUCGGCGGAGAGCAGUGACGAGCCCGGAAGCGCCUGCGCGCGCCAGUCCGCUCCAGAACUAGUUUUGUUCGGUGUCCUCCGGACCGGAGCCCUUCGGAGACAGCCCGCGGCAGGACCCGGCCGGCCUCAGCCAGCACCGCAGCAAUGUCUAGCAACAGUUUCGCCUACAACGAGCAGUCCGGAGGCGGGGAGGCGGCGGAGCUGGGGCAGGAGGCCACCUCCACCAUCUCUCCCUCGGGCGCCUUCGGCCUCUUCAGCAGCGAUUUGAAGAAGAAUGAAGAUCUGAAGCAGAUGCUAGAGAGCAGCAAAGAUUCUGCUAAACUAGAUGCUAUGAAACGGAUUGUUGGGAUGAUUGCAAAGGGGAAAAAUGCUUCUGAACUCUUUCCUGCGGUUGUGAAGAACGUGGCCAGUAAAAAUAUUGAGAUCAAGAAGUUGGUGUAUGUUUACCUGGUCCGAUAUGCAGAGGAACAGCAGGAUCUGGCGCUCCUAUCCAUAAGCACUUUCCAGCGAGCUCUGAAGGAUCCAAAUCAGCUCAUUCGUGCAAGUGCUUUGAGAGUUCUGUCAAGUAUUAGAGUACCAAUUAUUGUACCCAUCAUGAUGCUCGCAAUUAAGGAAGCUUCAGCUGACUUAUCACCAUAUGUUAGGAAAAAUGCAGCCCAUGCUAUACAGAAAUUGUACAGUCUUGAUCCAGAGCAGAAGGAAAUGUUAAUUGAAGUAAUUGAAAAACUUCUGAAAGAUAAAAGCACACUGGUAGCUGGCAGUGUUGUGAUGGCUUUUGAAGAAGUAUGCCCAGAUAGAAUAGAUCUGAUUCACAAGAAUUACCGCAAGCUUUGUAAUUUAUUGGUUGAUGUUGAAGAGUGGGGUCAGGUGGUCAUAAUCCACAUGCUAACCCGAUAUGCUCGUACACAGUUUGUCAGUCCUUGGAAAGAGGAUGAUGGUCUAGAAGACAAUGAAAAGAAUUUCUAUGAAUCUGAUGAUGAACAGAAGGGAAAGAGUGACAAAAAGAAGCCAUAUACUAUGGAUCCAGACCACAGACUCUUAAUUAGAAACACAAAGCCUUUGCUUCAGAGCAGGAAUGCAGCGGUGGUUAUGGCUGUAGCUCAGCUGUACUGGCACAUAUCACCCAGGUCAGAAGCCGGUAUUAUUUCUAAGUCGCUAGUGCGCUUACUUCGUAGCAAUAGGGAGGUGCAGUAUAUUGUCUUACAAAAUAUUGCAACUAUGUCAAUUCAAAGAAAGGGUAUGUUUGAACCUUAUCUGAAGAGUUUCUAUGUUAGGUCAACUGAUCCAACUAUGAUCAAGACACUGAAGCUUGAAAUUUUGACAAACUUGGCAAAUGAAGCCAACAUAUCAACACUUCUUCGAGAAUUUCAGACCUAUGUGAAAAGCCAGGAUAAACAGUUUGCAGCAGCCACUAUUCAGACGAUAGGCAGAUGUGCCACCAAUAUCACAGAAGUCACGGACACAUGCCUGAAUGGCCUGGUCUGUCUGCUGUCCAACAGGGAUGAAAUAGUUGUUGCUGAAAGUGUGGUUGUUAUAAAGAAAUUGCUGCAAAUGCAGCCUGCACAGCAUGGUGAAAUUAUUAAACAUAUGGCCAAACUCUUGGACAGUAUCACUGUUCCUGUGGCUAGAGCAAGUAUUCUUUGGCUAAUUGGAGAAAACUGUGAACGAGUUCCUAAAAUUGCCCCUGAUGUUUUAAGGAAGAUGGCUAAAAGUUUCACCAGUGAAGAUGAUCUGGUAAAACUGCAGAUUGUAAACCUGGGAGCAAAAUUAUAUUUAACCAACUCCAAACAGACAAAAUUGCUUACCCAGUACAUAUUAAAUCUCGGCAAGUAUGAUCAGAACUAUGACAUCAGAGACCGUACAAGAUUUAUUAGGCAGCUUAUUGUUCCGAAUGAGAAGAGUGGAGCUUUAAGUAAAUAUGCCAAAAAAAUAUUCCUGGCACAAAAACCUGCACCACUGCUGGAGUCUCCUUUUAAAGAUAGGGAUCAUUUCCAGCUUGGCACCUUAUCUCAUACCCUCAACAUUAAAGCUUCUGGGUACCUGGAAUUAUCUAAUUGGCCAGAGGUGGCGCCUGAUCCAUCCGUUCGAAAUGUAGAAGUAAUAGAGUUGGCAAAAGAAUGGACCCCAGCUGGAAAAACAAAGAAAGAGAGACCUGCUAAGAAAUUUUACUCUGAGAGCGAAGAUGAGGAAGAGGAUGGAGAGGAGGAGGAGGAGGAAGUGGAGGACUCUUCUGAUAGCAGCACUGACAGUGAGAGCAGAUCUGGAAGUGAGAGUGGGGAAUCUGGCGGAAGUGAUGAGGACAGUGGUGAGGACCGCAGCGAAGAAGACGCCCCCAGCGGGCGGCAGAGCGAGAGUGCAAGCGAGGCAGAAGCAGAAAGCAAGAGGGCAGCCAAGAGGAGCUUGAAAACCAAGAGGAAAAGGGAUUCAGAAGAUGGAAAGAAGAAAAGUGAAAAAUCUAAAGAUUCAGCUUCGUCCAGUGCAGAGUCUAGUUCAGUAGAAGAAAGUUCUUCAGAUUCCGAAUCUGAAUCCGAAUCUGACAGUGAACCUGAGUCCAGAAAAAUCACUAAGGUGAAAGAAAGAAAACCCCAGCAAGACAGAAAUCCUCAUACCAAAGAUGUUUGUCUUCUAGAUCUAGACGAUUUUAACUCAGAAUUCACGCCGAUCGCCCUUCCCACCCCAGUCCUUUCUCCAAGCUUGAUAGCUGAUCUAGAAGGUCUGAACUUGUCAACUUCUUCAUCAGUCAUCAGUGUCAGUACACCUGUCUUUGUGCCAACAAAAACACAUGUGCUACUUCAUCGAAUGAGUGGAAAAGGACUGGCUGCCCAGUAUUUCUUUCCAAGACAACCUUGCAUUUUUGGUGAUAAGAUGGUCUCUGUACAAAUAACACUGAGUAACACUUCUGAUCGGAAGAUAGAAAAUAUCCAUAUAGGGGAAAAAAAACUCCCUGUAGGCAUGCAAAUGCAUGUUUUUAACCCAAUAGACUCUCUUGAGCCUGAGGGAUCCAUUACAGUUUCAAUGGGUAUUGACUUCUGUGAUUCUACACAGACUGCCAAUUUCCAGUUGUGCACCAAGAAUGAUUGCUUCAAUGUAAACAUCCAACCACCUGUUGGAGAACUGCUUUUACCUGUGGCCAUGUCGGAGAAAGACUUUAAGAAAGAGCAAGGAGCACUCACUGGAAUGAAUGAGACCUCUGCCACGAUAGUCGCUGUGCCACAGAACUUCACCCCCUCCAUGAUCCUUCAGAAGGUCGUGAAUGUUGCCAACCUGGGUGCAGUGCCUUCCGGCCAAGACAACAUACACAG